Messenger RNA from Erinaceus europaeus (western European hedgehog), 2320 nucleotides. It is a transcript of the gene AKT1, whose product is annotated as AKT serine/threonine kinase 1. Gene Ontology annotation, molecular function: protein serine/threonine kinase activity; ATP binding. Bases 16 to 1845 code for a protein of 609 amino acids. The record is from RefSeq and is a predicted model, not a curated record. The transcript is spliced from 14 exons. Gene Ontology annotation, biological process: protein phosphorylation. Lineage: Eukaryota; Metazoa; Chordata; Mammalia; Eulipotyphla; Erinaceidae.
UCCUCCCCUCUGACCAUGCCCGGUCAUGCCCCCUUCCUUGCCCACUCCUGCCCCUGCCCUAUCGAUGCGUGGCCAUGCAUCCAUACCCGCUCCUGCCCAGCCGUCCCCCCGCCCCGCGUCCAUGCCUGGCCAAGUCCCCUCCAUGCCCCGCCCCGCCCCGCCCCGCCCCCUCCUGCCGGCGGAGGCGGAUGUGGGCGGGGCCAGGCGGCCGGGGCGCGGGCGGCGGGGAGCGAGGCGACACGCAGCACAGGCCGCGCGGCCUCCAGGCGGGGGCCCGGGCAUGCGGAGCGGGCGGCGCGGGGGCAGCGGCCCGGCCAGGCCCGCCUCGCGCCCCGACGCGCCCGAGGCUGCGGGCGGCCGGCGGGGCGGGGGCACUGCCCGCUGAGUGCCUUGGGUGCCAUGGCAGACGACGUGGCUGUGGUCAAGGAAGGCUGGCUUCACAAACGAGGAGAGUACAUCAAGACGUGGCGGCCAAGGUACUUCCUGCUCAAGAACGAUGGGACCUUCAUUGGCUACAAGGAGCGGCCGCAGGACACAGAGCAGCGAGAGUGUCCCCUCAAUAACUUCUCUGUGGCCCAGUGCCAGUUGAUGAAAACUGAGCGGCCACGCCCCAAUACCUUCAUCAUUCGCUGCCUGCAGUGGACCACGGUCAUCGAGAGGACCUUCCACGUGGAGACACCCGAGGAGCGGGAGGAGUGGACCACAGCCAUCCAGAUGGUAGCCGACAGGCUCAAGAAGCAGGAGGAAGAGAUGAUGGACUUCCACUCCGGCUCACCCAGUGACAACUCAGGGGCUGAGGAGAUGGAGGUGGCCUUGGCCAAGCCCAAACACCGCGUGACCAUGAAUGAGUUUGAGUACCUCAAGCUGCUGGGAAAAGGCACCUUUGGGAAGGUGAUCCUGGUCAAGGAGAAGGCCACCGGCCGCUACUACGCCAUGAAGAUCCUCAAAAAGGAAGUCAUCGUGGCCAAGGACGAGGUGGCCCACACACUGACGGAGAACCGGGUCCUGCAGAACUCCCGCCACCCUUUCUUGACUGCCCUCAAAUAUUCCUUCCAGACCCACGACCGCCUCUGCUUUGUCAUGGAGUAUGCCAACGGGGGUGAGCUGUUCUUCCACCUGUCCCGGGAGCGUGUGUUCCCGGAGGACCGAGCCCGCUUCUAUGGCGCCGAGAUCGUGUCGGCCCUGGACUACCUGCACUCAGAGAAGAACGUGGUCUAUCGGGACCUCAAGCUGGAGAAUCUCAUGCUGGACAAGGACGGCCACAUCAAGAUCACCGACUUCGGGCUGUGCAAGGAGGGCAUCAAGGAUGGGGCCACCAUGAAGACCUUCUGUGGCACCCCCGAGUACCUGGCCCCCGAGGUUCUGGAGGACAACGACUACGGCCGGGCCGUGGACUGGUGGGGGCUGGGCGUGGUCAUGUACGAGAUGCUGUGCGGCCGCCUGCCCUUCUACAACCAGGACCACGAGAAGCUCUUCGAGCUCAUCCUCAUGGAGGAGAUCCGCUUCCCCCGCACGCUCGGCCCCGAGGCCAAGUCCCUGCUGGCCGGGCUGCUCAAGAAGGACCCCAAGCAGAGGCUGGGCGGCGGUUCCGAGGACGCCAAGGAGAUCAUGCAGCACCGUUUCUUCGCCAGCAUCGUGUGGCAGGACGUGUACGAGAAGAAGCUCAGCCCACCCUUCAAGCCACAGGUGACCUCGGAGACAGACACGCGCUAUUUUGACGAGGAGUUCACAGCACAGAUGAUCACCAUCACACCGCCGGACCAAGAGGACAGCAUGGAGUGUGGGGACAGCGAGCGGAGACCCCACUUCCCCCAGUUCUCCUACUCAGCCAGCGGCACAGCCUGAGGCACAGGACCCAGGACUGAGAAGGGCAGCGGGUGAGGAAGCCUGUCCGGACUAAGCGGGAGGCCGGGCCUGCGGGACAGAAGCUGCAGCCGGCCAGGUUUAUUUAUUUCAUCCAGCUGCCACCCACGUGCACUCGGGCUGGUGACCCUCCCCCCUGGCCAGCUGGCCCCUGGUCUGGCCCCCCAGAGGAUGCUGGCCCCAAGCUGGGCCUGGGGUCCGGGUACCCCCACAGCCAGGUGGCCCAUCACCCUCUGGGCUGUCCUAUUUCCGGGUUCAUUUCAGUGAAGGGCGCCAGCCGGCUGUCCCCAGCUCAGGCUCCAGCACCUGUCCUCCUCCCAGCGCUUCUCUCUGCCCUCUGGGGGUGCCCCCCGCCCCGCCGCCAAGCUGCAGCAUUUUUCUACAACGUUCCACUCUAGUAUUUUUACUCUGACGAGCCCCUCCCUCCAAAUUCUCAAUAAAAGUGGCUUUUCAACCU